Molecule: messenger RNA, 331 nt
Organism: Staurois parvus
Lineage: Eukaryota; Metazoa; Chordata; Amphibia; Anura; Ranidae
Source: the annotation of a GenBank genome assembly
AAUUCUGCAAGUGGUUCUGAUUUACUAUCGCUGUUCUCUAGCUGGUCUAAAACCGAUUUUGACCUAAAGGGACGCUUUUUGGACGCCAUGGACUUUUCUAAGUUUCCAGGCAGAAAGGAUGGUAAAAAUGCAGGCAGGGCACAGGACAAAGCACUAGGGACAAAAUGUAUGUGAAAUGCUUUGAUACAGUAAUGUUUUACUAUUUUUUAAAAUUUCCCACCGGUUCUGGCCCCUGUACGUCCCGUACGUCCUGAUGCUUGCAAGGACCGGAACACGGAAGACAGAUGCCGGUAUCUGCUGGAGGAGAUGGCUGGGGACGCUGCAGGGGACA